Caenorhabditis sp. 36 PRJEB53466 is the source of this 5511-nucleotide messenger RNA. The record is from the annotation of a GenBank genome assembly. NCBI's taxonomy places the organism in Eukaryota, Metazoa, Nematoda, Chromadorea, Rhabditida, Rhabditidae.
AUGUCAACUGCCAAGAGUUCUAAAGUGAGUUUUUUUUAAAUUGAAAUAAUCUUCUUUCAAAUUGGCUCUUUUCAGGUACGAAUACGCAAUUUCAUCGGCCGAAUUUUCUCGCCGAGUGAAAAAGAGAAAGACGACGAAAUGAAGCCCUCUUCAUCAGCGAUGGAUAUCAGUCAACCGUACAAUACCGUCCAUCGGUAAGUUAUCCUUUUGAAUUAUUCAUUUCAGCGCGUUGAGUUUUACAGAGUUCACGUCGGAUACGAUGGUCAGAAAUUCAGCGGACUUCCACAACCAUGGAUGGAUAUUCUCCUGCGCGAUAUCAGGUAUUUCGAAUCGAUUACAGAAUGUCCUUGUACGAAUCGUCAAAGCUGUUUCAGUCUUGCCGAUCAAAAGUCAAAUCCGAACGCAGUAGUGACGGCGCUGAAGUUCUAUGCGCAGUCGAUGAAGGAGAACGAAAAGACAAAGUUCAUGACGACGAAUAGUGUGUUCACGAACAGCGACGAUGACGACGUCGACGUGCAAUUAACCGGACAAGUCACAGAGCAUCUCAGGAAGUUGCGGUGCAGUAAUGGUUAGUUUUUGAGAAUUGAAUUAAUAAAGAACAAGCUAAUUUGUGUUUAGGAUCCGCAGCUUCUCCCUCCCCGACGACAUCAGUGACAGCGUCCUCGUCUUCAGCUCGUCCACUGACAAACGGAAACAGCAAUUUGUCGAUGUCAUCAACAGACGCCUCUCUUUCCAUUUCGGAACGAAAUAACGUUCCGUCACCGGCACCGGUACCGUAUAGUGGUGAGUGUAGAACAUUUUACAAAUAUUUCACAUGUAUCGUUGCAGAAAGUGCUCCACAGUUGAAGACCUUAUCCGGAGAUGCUCCGAAACUUCACCCGAGGUCACCAUUUCCUCAACAGCCGCCAGUGCUGCCACAAAGGAGCAAGAACUCUCUGCCAGUUGCCACCACGUCGUCAAGUCCGGCAACUUCAAAUGGAGCUCCAGUUCCCGGAGCACGUGUGCCCCCGAAGGUGCCGCCGAAGCCAUCGGUAUGUGAAGACUUUCGAGAAAGAAUGCACGUUUUCUGGCAUCAUUCCUCUCUUUCUGAGGCAAACAAUAGCAGUUCAUUCCGUCGUAUGAUUGGGUGAUAGUGAUAUGGCCUGGAAAGACAAUGUUGCUUCUUCUCCUUCCUUUUCUGCUGCGGAAUUUGUGAAGGCGGCGACAGAUGAUCUUCCCUUUGUGUAUCAUUUCCUGGGACGUUCGGUUGUGUAACACCAUCAAAAAUCCACCAAUCUGCGCCGUCGUUCAUCGUUUCGAGAUAAUAGUGCGCGAAUAGAGCGUCAAAAGACGUUGAAGCCGCGUCGAAAAAACUACGAUAUAUCGGUUUACAGUCAAACGAGAUUUUGAGUGAGCGAGUGAAAGGACGACGACAAGCCAAUUAAUCAAUGGCAGUAGUUUUGCUGUUUUUUAUCAGUCGAUUUUCGAGGUUGAUGACGGGACGAUUUCGAGGGAGUGACUGGUUUAAAAAUGGCAACGCACGCAGCAGGAGGGGAGGACUAAGGUGUUUCUACGUGUGUUUCGACGAUGCAAAUAGGCUUUCGCCUUGUAGAAACAGAAGGUCUCAGCUUCUGUCAUUCAUCAUUUGCGUGUUCGCUGAUUGUAUGGUCUUUUGAAGAGGUUUCUCAAAUACGGCAAACGUUCUAUUCAAGCAAGAAACAACCUUUGAAGCUCGUCUCAUUUCCGGUUUUCCGAUCAAAAACUUACGCGAUCAAAGUCCAUAAGGCGCUCCAUUUCACCCGUCGACCGCCUCGACUUUACCGCUUUCAUUUACCGUUUUCCCAAGAUGAACAGAUUUACGAUUCGUGAAUUAGUAGGACAAGUUGUCGAAAUCUCAAGGCCAACUCGAAAUAUAUAUCUCACAUCCUGCUGCUGCUACCUGCCCUAUUCUUGUCACCUGGACCUCCUUCCCAUUCAUCCAUUUCGAAAUCUGACCUUCCGCCCCUUCAAUCUGAUCUAGGUUGUCCCUGUAUUCAUCUUUCUGACGCUUAACGGCAUCUGAUGCUUCUUCUUCCUUUUUCUUUCCUCAUUCCACUCUGCCAUCGCUCGUUACCUUCAAAAGUGGCGCAACGGAUAGACGGUGUCGCUAAUACCAGUCAGUCCGACGAAUUAUGGUGCGAUUUAGACGAAUGGGACGUCAGAAAGCUGGUGUUUAGCCAUCACUCAAAUGAAAGAAACAAGUCAAUUGAUAGUGUAUGUGUGUUUGUAUGCAUGUACGUGUAUCGUGCUGCUUGUAGCACUAGACACAGAAUCACAGAGAAGCCUCAUAGUCGGCGUCGUCGUCAUUGCGAAAGUGAAUACAUUCGGUGCGCCCGCCGCAUUCAUUCGCUUUCUCCUCUUCCUCCUACCGAAGAGGGAAAAGCGCGCGGGCGCAUCGUCCUGCCCCUCAGUGAUAUGAUUGCCAUUCGACAGACGACCCCCUGGCGCGCCGAGGCAACAUUGCAAGACCGGUCAGAGGUUUCUUUCUGCAUCUGGGCGCCAGGAAUAAGGAAGCAGCCUAAUCCGUUUCUUGAACACCUUUCGCUCACUCUUUCCGUGUUUGUGUUAGCACUUUCUCUUCGCGCCUAACCCAUCUGGUUUUUCCAGUCGCUACCAUAGCAAUACUCCUGAAUGGGAGGCCAGUUGCUCUGCACUAUUCCCAAUUUCGGAAUGGAACCCGUUACGAUCGCGCCUAUUACUAGAAAUUGCCUAAAGAAUCAAUCACUGGUUUGACCCUAAUGACCUUUUCCCCGUCUUCCAGUUCCGCUCAAAAACAUAAAUGUAGCGACCUUCCUUUGCUUACAGUCGAUUGGUCUAAAGUAUUUGUUUUGCAUAAAGUUUGACGCCUCAUUUGGUGUAAGUAGACUUUUGACCCAGCAUUUCUUGUCCCAUUGCUUCUUCUUCUCCCUUUUCUUUUGCCUUAAUCGUUUGUUCCGAACGGCUGGUGCUUCGGUAUCUGCGAUGAAUCCGGCCCUCGUGUCUCCUCAUCCCGCCAACCACUGGUGUAAUUAUACAAGCACUUGUAAUCGGCUAAUUGGUUCUCUGAGGCUGUACAUACAUGCCUCAUGACACUGGGUGUUUUGUCGGCUUCUGAUACCUUUGGCACGCCGAAAAGCUAAAAGACCAACAAAUAGCAUAGUCCGAUUUGAGACUGUUUUCCUCGCUUUUCUUCUUCCUUCUCACUUCCGUUCUUCCCGUGCUGACAACCACGGCCGGACCGAUUCAUAUAAUCGGAGAAUGACGGUCAUAAAAAUAAUUGAAAAGGUCAGCAACAGUAUCAGAAUCCAAGUUUUAUCCCGCAAGUGGUUAUUCUCUCUGCCGCCUGCCGCUUUCGUUCAUCGCGCCUUUCCCGUCAGAAGAUCAUCUGUUUCUUAGGCUAUAUCAAGUUCUCUCCGCUUUCUCUGUAUUCUCUUCUCAUUCCUUUUUUCAUCGCCCACCUUCCGUAAUAACCACACCCUUGAUACUGUUUCAUUUUUGCUCCUCUCCUUCUCUUCUCGUCUCCGUGAAAUGCAAUCGCUCGUCCGUACCUAAUUUCUUCGUAUACAAUGCAGUUCAGUCAUUCCUUACAGUAGCUAAACAGCAACCUAAAUUCGAUCACUCUGGACACAGCUGUCCCUCGUUUUUCUCCCAUCUGGAGGCACCCCGUAUUGCAAAUUUUGAAAUGUUUCAAAAUAGUCCGAUGAUGUAUGACUGGUGGAACGACUCGAAGCCAAAACAGCCGUCUUUGAGCGUUCUAUCGCCGUGGGGAGCCUACUUCAAUCACAUUGGAAAUGAACUGCUGGUUUGCCUUGAAAACAGAGACUAUUGAGUGGGUUACUGUAGAUAUGCCAUCGCGCGCUUCUACAGUAAUUCAAGCACGUCCAAACUGCUUUGUCUAAAUUUCCAAUUUCCUCUUAAAUGUGCAUGUCUGUCUGUCUUCAGCACCUCAAAAUCGCCUCGUCGACGGUGUCCUCCGGAUGCUCGUCCCCACUGCAUCAUUCGUCGGCUCGCUCCGUCGGCAACUCGCUCUCCAACGGAAGCGUCGUCUCGACGACCUCAUCUGAUGCCGACGUGCAGUUGUCCAACGUAAGUGCGCCCGUCUGUGCUAUCUCCUAUCCUUUCGUCGAGUAUCAAUAUUUUACUGAUUGCAUGAAAGUGAACGAAAUGUAUUCUCCAUUCACAUGUGCCAAUUUUCAGAAAGAAAACUCGAACGAUAAAGCAGUCGGUGACAAGAACGGCAAUGAUACGACUGACAAAACGGUCGCAGAACCAGCAGUUCCUGAAGAGCCGCCAGUCAGAGUGAGAGCUACUCACCGCGAAAAGCUCUCCGACUCGGAGGUUCUUGAUCAGCUUCGCGAGAUAGUCAAUCCGUGCAAUCCACUUGGAAAGUACGAAAUGAAGAAGCAGAUCGGAGUCGGCGCUUCUGGAACUGUCUUUGUCGCAAACGUUGCCGGCACAAGCGAAGUGGUGGCUGUGAAGCGAAUGGCAUUCAAGACGCAGCCAAAGAAAGAGAUGCUGCUCACCGAGAUCAAAGUUAUGAAGCAGUACCGACACCCAAAUCUUGUCAACUACAUUGAAUCGUAUCUCGUGGAUGCUGACGAUCUGUGGGUAGUGAUGGACUACCUAGAGGGAGGAAAUCUGACCGAUGUUGUUGUGAAAACCGAGUUAGACGAGGGACAAAUUGCCGCCGUGCUUCAAGAAUGCCUCAAGGCACUUCACUUCCUUCACAGGUUUGUGUUCUGUUUAUUUGUGGUUUCGCCGUUUCGUCAGAACCUGAGAGGGAAAACAGAAAGUGCAAGCUGUUCUGAUAAUCAAAUGAUCGCAUUAUCACGUCUGUUUUCGCCAUUAGCCGCAAAAAUGACGCGGAAGCCCAAUAAUGGUCACUGUUCAACUUGCAGGCAUUCGAUAGUGCAUCGAGACAUCAAAAGUGACAAUGUGCUGCUCGGAAUGAACGGGGAAGUGAAGCUGACCGACAUGGGCUUCUGUGCCCAGAUCCAGCCAGGGUCAAAGAGGUAAUGAACACAAAAACAGUUGGAAGUGUACCGAAUGAGAUAGUUGCAGAGAUACUGUUGUCGGAACGCCGUACUGGAUGUCUCCGGAGAUACUGAAUAAGAAGCAGUACAACUACAAAGUGGACAUUUGGUCGCUCGGAAUCAUGGCUCUCGAAAUGAUUGACGGAGAACCGCCAUAUUUGAGAGAGACGCCGUUGAAGGUAAGCGGAUACAAGAAAUUUGAAUACGUUUGUAUUUGGAUUACAGGCCAUCUACCUGAUUGCUCAAAACGGGAAGCCGGAAAUCAAGAGGCGAGAUCAGUUGUCUGCCGAUUUCAACAACUUCCUCGACAGGUGUCUUGUCGUCGAUCCAGAUGACAGGUUCGCCAAUCUUAUUCUGACUUUACCCAAUUCUACAUUGUUUUAGAGCCGACACGACAGAGCUGCUGAAUCAUGCGUUCUUGAAGAAGGCGAAGCCGCUUUCCAGUCUCAUUCCAUACAUUCGAGCUGUCAAGGAAAAGUAG